Pelmatolapia mariae (spotted tilapia) is the source of this 1404-nucleotide messenger RNA. RefSeq lists its product as uncharacterized. NCBI's taxonomy places the organism in Eukaryota, Metazoa, Chordata, Actinopteri, Cichliformes, Cichlidae. The transcript has 6 exons. The coding region runs from base 267 to 875 and encodes 202 amino acids. The record is from RefSeq and is a predicted model, not a curated record.
AGAAGAAAGAGGCAACACAGAUGACUGGAGAAAGUUGGACCUAACGGCAGCAACUAGCAUCACUGGACUCACACUUCAAGAAUUAAGACAGAGUCAAGGAAGAGAACUGGGGAUGUGAUAAAGAUACCAGACCCAAGCGAGCAGAAGUCAACUUCCUACCAAACUUUCCUCAAGGAAAGGAUCCUUCAGGCCUUGACCAGUUGAGGCAAGCAAUUGUUGAAGAAGUCAAGAAGGCUGAGAAGAACCUGCCCCUCAUUAGAAAGUUGAUGGAGACCACAUUUCCCCUGCGCAGACAAACCAUAGUGAUGUCCUGCCCACCAGUGAAGGAGCUCUUGGACCCCUGGCCUGCUCUAAAAAUGGAGUCUGAGUUGUAUGCAGAGUUUCAGCGGAUUACAAAUCAGAACCUGCCCAAUACAUUCUAUGCUGAACUUGGCCGCCAUCAUCCUCGACUGAUGACCUUAUUCAGACAGAAGGCAUCAAAAACUGGGAAGACAGCAGAUGCCCUGGCUGAAAUUCUAAGAAUUCACGAUGAACAGGACAUCCAUGAUAUCCACACCAAGCGCACUACCAUUCUCCACGCCCUUCCUGUCUAUCUGUGUGAGGAUGUCUCUGGAUUUUUCAGAACCUGCACUGACGAAUCUGAUGAGUUGGAGCUUGAUGGUGUUGAAGUGGCCCUCUUCACUGUCAUCAGUGACCAUGACACGACAAGUCCAGUUCACUACCAACCUGUGAAAACCUCUGUCGUCAUUGAAAGUGAUGCCGUGGUCAGUCUCCCCAGAUUUGGUGAAGCCUUCCUGGUAAUGUUUGGACUGAUCUAUGCACUUCACCUCAGCUACCCCAAAGCCCUGACCAACACUUUAGAAUUUACUCAAUAGAUUUUACUUGGUCUAGAAAGGGGUAAACUGUCACCCAGGUUACAGACCCUCAAGAAUGACUUGGUUAUGUAGGAACUCAUCUGAAAGAAGGAUGAAGGGUAAAGCAUUAUAAAAGGCUAGUUCAAAGUUCUCUCCUUUUAUCUAAAUAAUGCCUCAAAACAAAUAGCAUUGUAAUUCACUCAAAUUGCUGCCCUGUUGCCUUAUUCAGAUAUUAGCCAGAGAGCCAAAAGCACAUUUUGAUAUUAUUUAUUAUUAUUUGGUAUUAUUUUUUAUCACUCUGACAGUUUUCCUGACUAAACAAUUUUUGGUCUACUUAUUUUAAUUUAUAAAUGUUUCUGUAAAUUAUUUUUAAUUUAUUUAAUUAAAAAAAUGUAUUUAAUUUCAACAUAAUGUGAUAAAAGGAAGCAGGCAAGAUACUGUUCAAUGGCAGAUGUUUAUGACUUUUGCAUGUUGAGUUACCGAUACUCAUUUUAAUUGAGGCAAUCAAUUGCCUCAAAAAUUUUAAGUUUUGGGUCACAUGUUUUUAAGU